AUGAGUCCUAAGUAAGUACCUGGGGACCAGUUGCAGAUGAGGGCUGGCUAUAAGUCUAUGCCUCCGCACACCAUUGACAUUCUCGCUCCGAUCGCGAAACGUGUUCUGUGACUUCAAUCUUUUCACAGCUAUCUACAUGGUCAGCAGCUCAAGAGCUCAAACAUGACGACGAGUUUCCAGACUGCAUCACUUGCAAACUACAAACCCGAGGAGAACUCCCAGCUAUCCGGUCCAUAUGUCGAGAUCCCCUUUCCGGACAGACAAUGCUGGGAUGAUCCGUGGCUUUCACCUCAUGAUAUCGACCAAGAUGUCGCAUACUCCGGUGAGAAUCCCCAGUCAGAUAUGCGUGAUGGAAUCUACUAAGCGCAGCAAUCAGAACCACCAUCUCGAAGCCGACCCCAAGACGACUGGAUGAUGGUAGAUACCGCGUCAAUCGAUCCUUCUCUCACGCAGUUCUCGCACUCAACCAUGAUUGAUAGGAUCCAUGUGGGACCUGAGGGAAAUCAAUCCCUUUCAUUUGAAGACUUCAAUCUUGGCAGACAAAUUUACCAACACCCAAUGUCGCAAAGUCCGAUCUGGGAUAUAGCGUCACAACCCUUUUCCGACCCAAGCCUAAAUGUAGCCAGUUUUGCCCAAUUGCCGACGCAUGCACUUAACGGCGGAAGUCCCCUCUCCCUUGGGCUGAGCAUCGAUGCCAAUCACAACAAGACGAGCCGACCGGCUUCAAAUCCGACAUCCAACGCAACAAGAAUCGGAAACCGUAAGCGCGGAAGGUCCCAGAUAACCAGGAAUACAAUAUCAGGUCGGCAGAAGGGAGAUAACGCCGCUCUUGAUGAGUUGGGAGAUGCGAAGGAUGAAUCAGAGGAUGAUGAGGCAGAUGCGCCGCCUAGCAAGAGACUCGCUUGUCCUUUCUACAAGUUUGAUCGGGUCAGGCAUCUUCGCUGUGCUCAUUUCCAUCUAAAGCGGGUGAAGGACGUCAAGCAACAUCUUCUUCGCAAACAUCGCUUUCACUGCAACGGUUGUCACGAGGGAUUCAAGGAUGAGGAGAAUUGCAGGAGACACGCCAAUUCCCAGCAGUGCCAAGCUGGGGCCGGGUUUUCCCAGCCUACUGGAAUCGAGGAGGGUUUCUCCGAGGAUCAGGUCAAAGAGCUGUUGCAGAGGAUGAAUUCGAGGGAAGCCGAUCGUUCUUGGUACAGUAUCUGGGAGAUUCUGUUUCCUGGGCGGCCGACUCUGGCCUCGGCUUUUCUCAAGAGCGACGUUGAGGAGGUGAUUUCUACCGUGUGCGAGCUAUGGGAGAAGAAUAGGUCCAAGGUCAUGUCUUCCCUCGGCAAUGCUCCGUUCUUGGCGGGGCCGAUAACCGAUGCAGAGCUUUCGGAGCAAAUUAUAUGUUCUACGUCGGGGACGCCUGCGGAGGACAAUCUUCUGCGGCUUCUGGGCAAGCUCGCCGAAGUCAGUGUUCCCCGAGGCAAUGUUGACGGAAGAUGUGCUCCUACUGCACAAACUGGCUUUUCGGCGCCUGCCCUCGGUCAUGCUUCUAUGUUGCGUACAGAGUCAACCAAUCUUUGCGAUUCAGAGAAAUUGCAGGUUAGUGACAAGAUGACAUGUUUAGUCAAGACCGAGAGUCCAGGCAACGCAAGACCGAUUUCAAGGAGGCAAAUCGAUAGAAAGCGCAGAAGUGCAAGGAGGAAUCCGGAAACGUGAAUACGAUAUUUUCUAACCAACGAUUUAGGACUCUUGAGAUUGAGGUAAAAUGCUCUUUUCAUCGCCGCGGGGACUUACUUACUAAAUAUCUUACUAGGUGAUUGGGGGUGAGGUGCCAUCAGGUCUUCAAGGGCACUUCAUGAGAGUCACUAGAUUGAUGGAUUGAGC
Molecule: messenger RNA, 1869 nt
Organism: Colletotrichum phormii
Lineage: Eukaryota; Fungi; Ascomycota; Sordariomycetes; Glomerellales; Glomerellaceae
Exons: 2
Coding region: 412-1701 (429 amino acids)
Source: RefSeq, a predicted model, not a curated record